AUGUCUGUUUACAUCCAGGAGUCAUCCCUCACGAGAUCACUCAGGUUUAACAUUAACCUGCAGUGUGGGGAAUUUGAGGGCAGUGAUAUCGGCUUUCACUUCAACCCUCGCUUCGAUGGAUGGGACAAGGUGGUGUUCAACAGCUGCCAGGAUGGGCAAUGGGGUUCAGAGGAGAAGACCCACCACAUGCCUUUUAGCAAGGGAGACGCCUUCGAGAUGGUUAUCAUCAUUAACCAGGAGGGUUACCAGGUGACAGUGAACGGGCGAGACUUUCACAUGUUCAAGCAUCGUAUUCCAGUCGAGAGAGUCAACGCCCUGCAGAUAGGAGGCGACGUUUCCAUCCAGACCAUCAACGUCAUCGGGGGAGGAGGAGGAAUGGGAGGUGCAUAUCCUACAGGUGGAAUGGGAGGAGGCAACAUGGCGGGAGGAUAUCCUGCUGGUGGAUACCCAGGUGGUCAAAUGGGGGGCGGAGGAUACCCACAGGGCGGAGGAUACCCGCAGGGCGGAGGAUACCCGCAGGGCGGAGGAUACCCAGGUGACAUGGGGGGAUGCUAUCCUGGUGGAAACCUACCGGUCAUGUGUGGACAGCCAAUAUACAACCCUCCUGUCCCGUACUCCAGCAUGAUUCCAGGAGGGAUGUCUCCGAAGAAGACCAUCGUCAUCAGAGGCAUGGUGCCUCUAGGAGCGAACAG
Messenger RNA from Oncorhynchus masou masou (cherry salmon), 692 nucleotides. RefSeq names its product galectin-4-like. The record is from RefSeq and is a predicted model, not a curated record. Gene Ontology annotation, molecular function: carbohydrate binding. The transcript is spliced from 8 exons. The annotation marks the transcript as partial. Lineage: Eukaryota; Metazoa; Chordata; Actinopteri; Salmoniformes; Salmonidae.